This is a messenger RNA of Striga asiatica, 1384 nucleotides long. The record is from the annotation of a GenBank genome assembly. NCBI's taxonomy places the organism in Eukaryota, Viridiplantae, Streptophyta, Magnoliopsida, Lamiales, Orobanchaceae.
UGGAUUGUGUUAUGUCGUGAAAAAAUAAAAAAUACGAUAAAAUUCUAAAUGUAAUUUACAUACAUCAAAACUUCUGCACGAACACUACGCGCUGCGAAUAGAGAUGCAAGCACCAAGAUCCUUCAUAACCACAUCAAUGGAAACUUCCUCCACCAAAAACCUAUUUAAUCCAUUGUAGCCGCGGGCAGAAGAGAAAAUCGCCAAUCUCCUUAAAGAACCCUUUUCUGAAAUCUGAAUAAUUAAUCCAUUUUCUGAUCCCCAAUUUGACUCCUCCUUCAUUUUCUCAUUAUUUAAUUGCAGUUUGAAAUUUGGAAAAAAACACAUCUCCUUUGCGUUCUUGCUGUUCACCUUUUACCCCGAUGUCGAUUUGUGGCAUCCAAGGUCAACUUCUCGAAGUCACUGUCGUUGGUUGUAACAAACUGAAAGACACCGAGUGGAUCUCUAGGCAAGAUCCCUACGUUUGUCUCGAAUAUGCUAGCACCAAAUAUCGUACGCGUACUUGCACAGAUGGAGGUAAAAAUCCGACCUUUCAAGAGAAAUUUGUGUUUACCUUGAUAGAAGGUCUGAGGGAAUUCUCUGUUGUCAUUUGGAACAGCAACACACUCACUUUCGACGAUUUCAUCGGAAGUGGAAAGAUUCAGUUGCAGAAAGUUCUGUUGCAGGGUUACGAUGACAGCUCGUGGCCUCUUCAGGACAAAAGAGGAAGGUAUUCUGGUGAAGUUCGACUGAUCAUGCACUAUGCCAAUGCAAAUCUAUCAAUCACCUUCUCCUUAUCCUCCGAAUGCCGCCACUUAUCCCCCACCGCCUUAUCACCCGCCCCCUUAUCCUUAUCCUUAUCCCCCGACCUCAGCUUAUCCUCCAAACGCUACUUAUCCACUACCUCCCCACGACCCAUUCAUUUACCCUCCACCAGGUCCAUAUCCAGCGGCUCCUUAUCCUCCACCACCCUACUGAGAACGCACUUUCUUGAUACGGGUUGGCUGAAGAAGAAGUGUUUAGCGUUCGACUAAAAUGAUUUAUUUAUUUAUUUGUUAUUUCUGUUGCUUUAUUGCUAAGAUUUGUUAGUGUUGAUGAGAAAGAAGAUAGGUUGCAGAAUGAUUUUUUGUGUUUUCAUCAUUGGUAUCUUUCUUUUGAUGAAAGUGUAUAUGGUCCUUGCAGAAAAUUUGAUGGUAAAUAUUGUUAAAUCAUUUGUGUUUGUGAAUCUGAUAAUUGUGCAGAGUGGGUAUGUAUUGAGAUGUCUUUAUCUUGUGGUAUAAAGGACUUUUUUUAGAUGUGAUGAGAUGUGAUUAGACCAGUCAACAAUAGUGGACUUUUGUUCUUUCCCUUUUGACUUUGUGAUGGACUCAUCAUCUCAAAACAUUGACGCUUGUGUGUUUGAUGUUUC